AUGCCGCCGAAAAGGAAAAAUCAGGCUAAGAUGCCACCUGUUGGACAAGCGAUUGAUGACGGGGUGGUGAGUGACGGUGACGAUGAUCCUAGGACCGUGUUUGAUCAAGAGAUAGCUUUGGGGCUAGUGCAAGAAGACGACGAAGAAGAGGACCUUGAUUGGAACGAGAACGAUGAUGAAUCCGAUAAUGAAGCUCAAAAUGAAGGUUCGGCGUCCUCCAGCGUCGAUUCAACCUCAAGUUACGUCGCGCGCCAACGACAACGAGCAGAACGCGAGAUACUAGAAAACUGGGCAUGCUCUAGUAUUGAAGGUGCCUUUCCUUCGAAGACAUGGCUCAAGGGAAAGAUGGACGUGGAAAAGAAGAAGUUCGACCUGAGAGAUCUUAACACAGCAAUACUCCUGCUAUUUCGACGACUGUCGCGCCUAACUGUGGGCGCUAGUGAUGAUAUCAAGGAGAAGAUAAGAGAGAAGUGGAAGUUCAGGAAUCAUGAUAAGGUAAAGCGUGUAGGAGAUGACCCGAUUACAAAGCAGCAGAACCUACUCGAGGACCUCCAAGACCUGUAUGACGACGCAGAGAAAGAACAAGCAGAGUUGAGGCGCAAAGCUGAGGAAUACGAGGCCAGAACAGAGGAACAAGCGGGCAUGAGUGAUGACGAGGAAGAGGACGAGAGCGAUGCUUCUUCUGAAUCGAGCAUACCAGUAGCGGGGUCCACGAUACAAACCCUAAGGGGCCGAUACUCUGCGCUGGAGCAAAUCUACGAGAACUGGGGCAUCCAAACUAUAGUCGGACACUUCACAGACGGGCUACAUAGAGAGGAUGUCAAAGACGACGACAAACUUGACGCCGGCGUCAUUGAGCGACUUCGUGACUUAUCCGAAGUCACCAACUCGGCGGCACACGGUAGGAGGAUAAGACGGAGGCUAUGGAGAAGCUUGCGAGGAUUGGAAGAGUACGAUGUUGAACGGGUCGUAGCCAGGGUAGCACUAGUCGGUCAUUACUACGUCAAUAUCCAAGCUGAGAGAGAAGAAAGACGAGCGAGGGGAGAAAUUGUUGGCGAUUCGAGCGAUUCCGAAGACGAAGAACCAGGCGAAGCGGAUAAGGAAAAGGAGAAGGGAAAGGGUAAAGGGAAGGCACCAGCGACCAGGGCAGAAGCCAAUGAAUCAGCAAACCCCAAAUCCAAGCGUCGCCCAGCGCAACAAAAGGUUCAGAAGAGGAAACCGGCAGCUCAAAGCCGAAUAGAUGACCCGGAUGCGUCAUCGGAGUCUGAACGGCGUCGCUCGGAGCGGAUUUCCAAUCGCGAGGCAGGACGUAAAGGCAGGCCAUCGCUAGUGGUAAAGCUCAAGUUGCGCAACCUUCGCGGUACACCUCAAAGGAACAGCCCCUCUACCAGCCAGUCAUCCGUUGCUUCAACGGCACCAUCCAGUGCAUUGCUAGUCACAUCAACUCCGGGUGAUCAGCCAUCCUCAUCCGCCGCAAUCGCGCGCCACCAUCAUGUCGUAGAUGAAGCCACUGCAGCGUCAAGACGUGGAGAGCUCGCUGAUGCAAGAAGGACACUUCGCGAAGCUCAAGCCAUGGAAGAAUUUGCUGAAGCACAGGUUGUGUCUACGCGGACUGCACAUGAGAGAGCUGUUAGCUGGAGAGAAAAUGCGCGCACUCACGCCACGCGUGUUCGAGAGGAGCUGCGAUUGAUCGAGGAAGUGAUGGGUGGUGAAGAGAGUCAGAGCGAAGACGCUGAAGAUGCGGAGCCAAGACGAGACGAACGCGAAGACGAAGGCUAAGGGGACGAACAGUGAGGAAAUCUAGAGCAGCGGGGUAUGACUUAGCGGGAGGUUCGAAUGACGCGUCUCAC
Alternaria rosae is the source of this 1850-nucleotide messenger RNA. RefSeq lists its product as uncharacterized. The record is from RefSeq and is a predicted model, not a curated record. Bases 1 to 1779 code for a protein of 592 amino acids. The transcript has a single exon. NCBI's taxonomy places the organism in Eukaryota, Fungi, Ascomycota, Dothideomycetes, Pleosporales, Pleosporaceae.